AUGGCGGAGGCCGAGGCGAGGGAGCAAGAAGCGGGGAUUAUUAUGGCCCAAGUGCAAGAACGCAUGGCGGCACUUGAAGCCAACAACGCCGCAUUCCAAGAAGACAGCCGUCUUGUAAGGAAUCUCCUAGCGGAAGCACAGCAACAAUCGCUCUCUGUCACCGAGGAGCUGAAAGCGGCCACCGAAAGAAACGCUUCCUUGCAGCAACAAGUUGAAUUGGCGGCCCAACAAAUUCCCACACAUGGAGCUGAACUGCAGAAGGCUAGGAACCACGUGGUUGAAUUGGAAGAUACAAUUGGACAAUAUCGCCAAGAUAAUCAGCGCCUUAAGCAACAUCUGGCUGGGAUCGAGGCUUCGCAUAAUGAGGAUAUGAGCGAGUUGCGAAGGGAGAACGAAGAGCUACAGCUUCUUCUCAACUCCAUGCAACAUGAGCGCGACUAUGAUCGAAAUUCAUCUCACGAUUAUCGAUAUGACAAGGAGCAUGAGAUCGAAGCUCUUACGCAAAAGCUCAACACGCUCUCCGAGGUCAAUGCCGAGCUGUUGAAGAGAGUCGAAUCGGAAACUUUGCAACGGAAGAGUGCUGAGGAAGCCUUGGAUACGCAAAAGGGAGUAUUCCAAGACAUCCUCAACGAUUCCGAGAAAGACGCCGCGCGGGUCUUUCAAAUUCAGACCAAAUAUCAAGAAGCUGCUAAGAAGUGCCAGGAGCUUGAGACCGAAUUCGGAAAUUUGACCUUGGACAAGUGUGCAUUGGAAGAGGCUCUCCAGGCAUCGGAGUCGAGCCUCGCUGCCUGCCGUGUCGCCUUGGAAGAAGCGGAAAGUCAAGUUGGAACUAGCGCCCAGAAGACGAACAACAGCCGCGAGUUCAGCUUGGAUGAUGACACGUUGCGAAGUUUAUUCCUCAACUUUUUCACGUGUCCGAUUGGGAAGCGUGCCGAAGCAGCCGCAAUACUUGCUAGCAUCCUCGGAUAUGAGCCGAAAGACUUGAAUACGAUUCGCGAUGCUAUCGGAAAAGACUACGGCGCUUCGGGGAAACGGGAUCCCGGUCAAAGUCUCGCCAAGCAGUUCGUCAAUUUCCUCGAGACCGAAAGCGAGAAGCCGACCGCCGUUCCGACCCUCCCGGUUCCAAAAAGUCAGCCGCCACGAGAAGCCGAACGGUUGAACUCUACGCAAGAAGGUGCUUCGACCCUGCAAGAAUUGCUCAAG
Molecule: messenger RNA, 1203 nt
Organism: Mesorhabditis spiculigera
Lineage: Eukaryota; Metazoa; Nematoda; Chromadorea; Rhabditida; Rhabditidae
Source: the annotation of a GenBank genome assembly